Molecule: messenger RNA, 980 nt
Organism: Onthophagus taurus
Lineage: Eukaryota; Metazoa; Arthropoda; Insecta; Coleoptera; Scarabaeidae
Product: putative phosphatase phospho2
Molecular function (GO): phosphatase activity
Source: RefSeq, a predicted model, not a curated record
UUGGACACAAGAUAAAGAUGAUUGAAUAACAAGUAAGUUUACGCCGUAAAAUUUAUUUAAAACGUAUUGAUCCCGCUUACGGUGUCGGAAAAAUCGAUAAUUCUUUUUUAUUUUGAGGUUAUGCAAACGUCACUCUUAACAAUUUACAACCGGCGAUAUUAGAUAAUUUAUUUUAACUGAUCUACCAGGGGGACACGUUUAAUUUUUUUCGUACGAUGUCCCAAAAAAACCUGGCUAUUUUCGAUUUUGAUCAUACAAUUAUCGAUUUAAAUUCCGACAUCGUAAUUAGGGAUUUAAUUCCAACUGAUGAUAUUCCCAAUAACGUUAAGGAACAGUAUAAAAGUGAUGGGUGGACUGCCUAUAUGCAAGGAAUUUUUAAAUUGUUACAUGCAAGAAAAGUGGGUGAAAGCGUUAUGAAGGAAAUUAUUGAAGGUAUUUUGCCUUUAAAUGGAAUGGAUGGAUUGUUGAUGUGUUUAAAAAGAGAUUAUAAUACUGAUAGUAUUAUUGUAAGCGAUUCAAAUUCGUAUUUUAUUAAUACUUGGUUAAAAAAAUACAAAUUGGAAAGUUGUGUUGAUGGUGUUUUUACAAAUCCAGCUCAUUUUGACGAAAAUGGUUUGUUAAAUAUUGAAAUGUAUCAUUUGCAAACUGAUUGUAAUUUAAGUACGAAGAAUUUGUGUAAAGGAAGGAUUAUGGAGGAAUAUUUAGAGGCUCAGGAGAAGAAUGGAGUUAUUUAUGAUAAAAUUAUUUAUUUUGGGGAUGGUUUUAAUGAUAUUUGCCCUAUUUUAAGACUUAAAAAAAGUGAUUUGGCUUGUGUUCGUGAAAAUUAUAAAUGUGCAAGUUCAAUUAGGUCUAUUAAACAACAUAAACCUAUUGAUUCUAGUGGAAAAAUUUAUUAUAUAAAAUGUAAUGUGUUUUAUUUUAAUUGUGGUGAUGACAUUUUAAAUCAUUUGAAAGUUUUUUUGUAAAUAUUUUAUACAUGG